CGAGAAUACCUACAAAACAUUGCCGAUCAGCCACAGAGUCAUCAUUCAGAGUCGUCUCUUAGUCGCAGACACACGAACUCCUCCAAAUCAGCUAAGAUGAUCCGCUACAUGCUCGUCGCCUCCGCCGUCCUGGCCUGCGCCUACGGUGCCGCCACCUACAACCCGAAUGCUGAUGCCACCAUCGUCAAGUUCGACUCCGACUUCCAGCCCGAGGGCGACUACAAAUACCACUACGAGACCAGCAACGGCAUUUCCGCCGCGGAGGCCGGAAGUUUGCGAAACGAAGCCAUCGGAGAAUUCUCCUGGACCUCGCCCGAGGGUCAGCUCGUCAAGAUCUCGUACGUGGCCGGCGAGAACGGCUACCUGCCCGAGGGAGAUCUCUUGCCCACUCCUCCCCCAAUCCCAGAUGCCAUCCUUAAGAGCUUGGAGUACAUCCGCACCCAUUAAGCAGAAUCGGGAGUCAAAUGUGACAACAUUCAUAUGAAGCGCUUUAUUACAAAUCGUAAAAAUGUUAAUGUAGAAAUGAAAUAAACGACGAAGAUGUAAAGAAAACAA
This is a messenger RNA of Drosophila simulans, 555 nucleotides long. RefSeq names its product pupal cuticle protein Edg-78E. Gene Ontology annotation, cellular component: chitin-based extracellular matrix. Lineage: Eukaryota; Metazoa; Arthropoda; Insecta; Diptera; Drosophilidae. The transcript is spliced from 2 exons. The record is from RefSeq and is a predicted model, not a curated record. Gene Ontology annotation, molecular function: structural constituent of chitin-based larval cuticle. The coding region runs from base 97 to 447 and encodes 116 amino acids.